Glossina fuscipes is the source of this 825-nucleotide messenger RNA. RefSeq names its product SUN domain-containing protein 3-like. Gene Ontology annotation, cellular component: meiotic nuclear membrane microtubule tethering complex; nuclear envelope. Lineage: Eukaryota; Metazoa; Arthropoda; Insecta; Diptera; Glossinidae. Gene Ontology annotation, molecular function: protein-membrane adaptor activity. Gene Ontology annotation, biological process: nuclear envelope organization. The record is from RefSeq and is a predicted model, not a curated record. The coding region runs from base 1 to 825 and encodes 274 amino acids. The transcript has 2 exons.
AUGGCCCAUUCGAUGCUGUCUAAAGCUGACGUCCAAAAUGACAGACAUAUGUUGAUGAAUACACUCGAUGGCAUUAUUAAGCAAGUUUUCAGCAGCGUUCGAGACGAGUUAUAUACGCUGAAGAAGGCAAUCAGAGGAGCGGAAUGUCCCAAUAAUGCUCCCGGCAAGACGAGUGUCAAAAUUCACGAACGUGUGAAUUAUGCAUCGGAAGACUUAGGCGCAAAAGUCGUUUCAGUGAUGGCACAACCACUUUACUCAUCAAAUUUUUUCGAAUUAUUACUUGGAAUCAAAUACUGGCCAAAUCCUCCGGUAAAGAUGCUCCGAUCGAAUAUGGCGCCUGGUAAUUGUUUUGCAUUUAAAGAUGAUCGAGCUGUCGUAAUGAUCAAAUUGCCGCGACCCGUCAUGAUCGAUCAAAUCGGUUUAAGCCAUAUAUCGAGAAAACAAUCACCAACGGGAGACGCAUCGAGUGCUCCCAAAGAUUUUACCGUCUUCGCUGUCACGGAAAAUCGGGAUGUAUUGUUGGGUAAUUUCCGUUACGAAUGCAUUCAAACUAAGUUGUUGCAAACUUUCUUUGUUCAGCCGUCAGAAAAAUACGAUUUGUUACGCUUUCAUUUCAAUUCAAAUCACGGCCAUUCAACUUUCACUUGUAUUUAUCGAAUCGUUGUCUACGGAAGAGUUUUUCAUGAUUCUUUAUUGCAUCAAAACGGUCAUCUCCGCAAAAGAGGACUCGACACAGAUCAAUCGCCAAUGACACCAAAUGUUGGCGAAAAAACAACCCAACAUCAUCAUCCAACGUCAGCGUCAUCAGCGUCACCAAGCGGUUGA